Exophiala aquamarina CBS 119918 is the source of this 2301-nucleotide messenger RNA. RefSeq lists its product as uncharacterized. The transcript has a single exon. Bases 1 to 2301 code for a protein of 766 amino acids. The record is from RefSeq and is a predicted model, not a curated record. NCBI's taxonomy places the organism in Eukaryota, Fungi, Ascomycota, Eurotiomycetes, Chaetothyriales, Herpotrichiellaceae.
AUGGCACUUAUCGAAACCGAUCCCACUGACCCUUUGUUAGAGCCCAUGCUUCGUCAGUAUGCGCCCUUGUGGUUCUGUUAUCUUCAUCGGGAUCCAGCUCAAGCUAUUGUGCAAAAUCUAGUGAAGAGGUGGGAAGGAGAGUUGAAGCAGGCUUUCGCGGCUGAGAGAAUCUGCCAGCAGAUCAAGCCUCGUUUACAGUGGGACCCGGUAAUACCUGGUAGCUUCCUGGACGAUGAUUGUGACAAUUCUGUGGAUGAUGUUUAUGUUGGUGAUGUGUCGGUGCAGGGUUUCACGAUGUCGGGACUGUCGCCCCUGUUUACUCCUCUGCCUCAAGGAUAUCCCAUGAUGCCCGGCCACUUCCUGUACGAUGAGGAUGAUGAUGUUGAUGUUGAUGACGAUGAUGGCAGAGUGAUCCAGGGCAAUCACUUCCAGGCGAUCAAUGAAGUCUCUCGCAUGGAUGAUGCAGUCUCAGCGCCUGCCACGCCAGCCUCUGCGAAUACCAACGAUAAGCACAGGAGGCCCUCGUCUCGGAGGAAAAGAUCAGUUCAAGCGCACCCAACGGCCAGAUGGCAGUUCAUUCCAUACAAUCUUCGCUCAGCGGACGACUUCCUCCACACCACCAUCAUCAGUCAACUCAAGGAAUCGGAGUUGUCAUCAGGCUAUAUCUACAUUCUACAACGACCGGACGACACAGAGUAUUUCAAAAUUGGCUAUACAACACAGGACCCGGAUUUUCGACUAGAGGAAUGGCGUCGAUCAUGUUUGUCACCAUAUAUACGGCUCUACGCUACCGAGCAGAUUGCAAAUGUCAAGCGCGUCGAGUCUCUCAUCCAUGCCGAUCUGCGGCCCGUCCGCUACAGUGAAUCACGCUGUAAACACAAUCUGGACUGCAGGGUUCAACAUACUGAAUGGUUUAAGGUCAGUUUUGACAAGGCAAAAGCCGCCGUUGAUCACUGGGCCCGAUGGAUGACCGCGCUGGAGCCCUACGAGAAUGGCUUCCUCAAGGCCAAGUACGUACUACAGAUGUUUCGCGAGGAUGAGGAUGCCGGCUUCGAUGGAGAUGGAAUCUCGGCGCUCUUUCUCAAUGACUCGGAUGGGAAUAGCUGGGUCGAGCAUGCGCAGGUUCUGAAAGAUUCGAAGAAGGAUGAUACCCCCACGGCGAGUCCUCCUAAUCAAAACAGUAUGGAUUCUAUGCGCAACCAGGGCCGACAACCACCUCCCUGCGCUCCCACUCUGACUCCGGUUGAGAGUUCGAGCCCGCCAUGCCUAGGGUCCGACAGCCGCACAUCAUCGUCGUCGACUGCAUCGUCAUUAUUCAGCAUUGUAUCAACCUCAUCGUCGGCCUCGGAGAUCACCGUCACUGCAGCACGCAUUGGCUCUGAUCGUUUGUCGUCGAAGCCAACUAGGCGACGUAUCUUUCAUCCCAAAGACCGAUCACUUCCGUCAAAGUCGCCUGGAGACGAACGUGAUGAUUCAAACGUGUUGCCUGGCGCUUAUUCACCAGGCUACGAUGUAAAAGUGGGCGUAAAUGACCCUCCAACACCGUCGAGGCCCCACUCUCACAGCGAGAAGAGAAGAUAUCCAGACGUACAAUCAUUAAACUCAAAAGGGACUCCCAGAUCGUCAGAACAGCCAACUCCACGGAGAGGCCCUAUCCUACCGGCAAGAGAAAAGGACCGCCUCAUAUCAUUCGCCAUGGCCUCUGCCACCAGCAGAGGAAUACCCGCACUUAAACGCCCCUCAACCGCGUCGGUUGCUGGCACAUGUCCAGCACCAGCUCCGUCCCCCUCACAACCUGAUCUUCUGACACUCAAAGCCAGAGAGUUAGCCGCAGGAGGUCGCCCGCAUUGCAGAGCUGUAUCCAGUCCUGCGAUCCUAGUGCAACAUUCCCACCACGAGCACCAGCACAACGUUGUCGAGAACGACUUGCAGAGUGUAUACACCAACGAUAAGGAGCCAAGAGACAAUGCAGUAGAUGUUCAUAAUCGUGAGGAUGAAAGUACGGGUAGCCAUCCCAUCUCCAGUACGGACUUGAGCGAGUCAAAUGCGAGUCAUUCAGCUGAUGGUGAGAUCGAGAGCGAUAGCGACGAUAUGGACACAAAUGAUGACGAAGAAGAUGGAGUGAUUAAUGGCAAAAGUUGUAGCGAUAUUGCCAGUGAUUCUGAGGGUGAUAGCGAUGAGCGAUCCACGGGCGAGGAUGGGAUGGACACAAAUGACGAAGAUGAACCUAGCUACGAGGGAUAUGAUAGCAAUGGCGACGACAGCGCUGACGACGGCGACAAUGAAUGCGACGACGAGUGA